This is a messenger RNA of Ordospora pajunii, 570 nucleotides long. RefSeq lists its product as uncharacterized. The transcript has a single exon. NCBI's taxonomy places the organism in Eukaryota, Fungi, Microsporidia, Ordosporidae. Bases 1 to 570 code for a protein of 189 amino acids. The record is from RefSeq and is a predicted model, not a curated record.
AUGAUGAGCGAAAAGCUUGAUGAGAUUUCACUGCUGGUCAGGAAUAUAAAAAGCAAGAUGGAUGUUGUUGUUUCGUCAACUGUGUCUCUGAGAGAACUCAACUACAGAAUAGAAGCGCUUCUGGUAUCAUUCAAAGCAUAUGCAUGCAAAAGAAAACUCACAAUGCUGGACAACACUUUAUCUUUAUCAACAAAUGAUGUUGGAAACAUAAAGGAAAAAUACCAUCAAAACGAUUGCACAGCACAUCAGAAUGCCGAGAACGAGUGUUUUCAACAGCCUACUCCAUCGACUUCAUCCACCUACCUAAAUAAAACUGAAUGCCUGGAAGAGUACAUCGUUCGCAUGAAGCCAAGAUUUUCCAAUAGCAAGCUUUUGAUCAAUAGUGCUAUAAAAAUAGCAAGUCUACUACACUCAAGCACAGAAGAAGUGAUGAUAGAAGAAAUCAUAAAAAAUACUGGUGUGCCAAGAUACAGAUGCAUUGAUAUUCUAAACACAAUGCUAAGAGCAGAUCCACCAUUGGCCUCAAAAAGAUUCAACAAGGGAUUCGCAUACUCUAUAGUGCUUCUAUAG